This is a messenger RNA of Jaculus jaculus (lesser Egyptian jerboa), 1742 nucleotides long. RefSeq names its product olfactomedin like 3 (gene Olfml3). NCBI's taxonomy places the organism in Eukaryota, Metazoa, Chordata, Mammalia, Rodentia, Dipodidae. The transcript has 3 exons. The coding region runs from base 73 to 1293 and encodes 406 amino acids. The record is from RefSeq and is a predicted model, not a curated record. Gene Ontology annotation, biological process: signal transduction.
GCUAACCCGUGGGCUGGCUGGAGGGGAAGAGGCCCACAGCACACUCCUACUCUGGCCCCACUUCAGGCUGCCAUGGGGUCCAGCGCUCCUCUCCUUCUCUUCUUCCUUUUGUCCUGGUCGCGACCCCUUCAAGGACAGCAGCACCACCUUGUGGAGUACAUGGAGCGCCGACUAGCUGCCUUAGAGGAACGGCUGGCCCAGUGCCAGGACCAGAGCAGCCGGCAUGCCGCGGAGCUGCGGGACUUCAAGAACAAGAUGCUGCCUCUGCUGGAGGUGGCAGAGAAGGAGCGGGAGGCCCUUAGAACUGAGGCGGACACUAUCGCUGGGAGAGUGGACCGUCUUGAACGGGAAGUAGACUAUCUGGAGACCCAGAACCCAGCUUUGCCUUGUGUGGAGCUAGAUGAGAAGGUGACUGCAGGCCCUGGGGCCAAGGGCAAGGGCCGAAGAAAUGAGAAAUAUGAUAUGGUGACAGACUGUGGCUACACCAUCUCCCAGGUGAGGUCAAUGAAGAUUCUGAAGCGCUUUGGUGGCCCAGCUGGUCUAUGGACCAAAGACCCAUUGGGGCCAACAGAGAAGAUCUACGUGUUAGAUGGGACUCAGAAUGACACUGCUUUUGUCUUUCCAAGGCUGCGUGACUUCACCCUUGCCAUUGCUGCCAGGAAAGCUUCCCGAAUCCGUGUGCCCUUUCCUUGGGUAGGCACAGGGCAGCUGGUGUAUGGUGGCUUCCUUUAUUAUGCCCGGAGGCCUCCUGGAGGACCUGGAGGGGGCAGUGAAUUGGAAAAUACUCUGCAGCUCAUCAAGUUCCACCUGGGAAACCGAACGGUAGUGGACAGCUCAGUAUUCCCCGCAGAGAGGUUGAUCCCCCCCUAUGGGCUGACAGCAGACACGUACAUUGACCUGGCCGCUGAUGAGGAGGGUCUCUGGGCCAUCUAUGCCACUCAGGAGGAUGACAGGCAUAUGUGUCUUGCCAAGUUAGAUCCGCAGACACUGGACACAGAGCAGCAGUGGGAUACACCAUGUCCCAGAGAGAAUGCAGAGGCUGCCUUUGUCAUCUGUGGGACCCUGUACGUUGUCUAUAACACUCGUCCUGCCAGUCGGGCCCGUAUUCAAUGUUCCUUUGAUGCCAGCGGUACCCUGACCCCUGAACGAGCAGCACUCUCUUACUUUCCUCGCAGAUAUGGUGCCCAUGCCAGCCUCCGCUAUAACCCUCGUGAGCGCCAGCUCUAUGCCUGGGAUGAUGGCUACCAGAUUGUCUAUAAGAUAGAGAUGAGGAAGAAAGAGGAGGAAGUUUGAGGAGCUAGCCUGUGUUUUUUGAAUCUCAUCCCAUACACGUACAGCCCUACUAGAUUUCCUGUUCCUCAUCCUCCAAAUGUAUUGCCCGUUGUAGUUCAAAUUCCUUAUCUUUUUUUUUAAACCAAUGACAUCCACAUUCUCAUAGCCCCUUUGUUUCAAAUGGAAUUCCAGACCUCAAGUACUCCUUUUAGUGCUAAAAUAGUAAAAACACUAAAUGAUCUCUCUCCUGCACCAUGCUCUCAAAGUUUAAGCCCAGAACAGCUCAGAUCUAGAGCUCUGGCCCUCAAACGGGGUCAUCCUCAGACAACAGAUGACAGUAUUCUUGCCCUCAGUAUGAACCUGGGGAGAAAGGAACUCAAGGAGACAGCCCCACCUCUCUCUCAUUCCAGUUCUGAAACUCUCCAUGUCACUCUGUAUGGCAUUUUGCAUUAAAAGGAAACCCACUGCUC